Messenger RNA from Leopardus geoffroyi (Geoffroy's cat), 1442 nucleotides. RefSeq lists its product as uncharacterized. NCBI's taxonomy places the organism in Eukaryota, Metazoa, Chordata, Mammalia, Carnivora, Felidae. The record is from RefSeq and is a predicted model, not a curated record. Bases 98 to 703 code for a protein of 201 amino acids. The transcript is spliced from 2 exons.
AUGCAAACAGCAGAAAGGGAGAAGGAAGCGGGUGAGGAGGAGGAGACGGGAGGUCGGCCGGGCUGGCACAGCAUUCGAGCGUUCGCGAGGUUCCAGGAUGACGUCCCAAGAGAUUUCAGCCGGAAAACUGGCUACCUUCUCUGUUCAGGUCGCAACAUUGACAUCAAGGACAUUUCUCGUAGAAUAUGCGGGAGGUGGAAGAAAAGACGUUGCAAUAAUGGAGACAGAGGCGCGAGAGACGGAGAGAAAGCCAGGUCCUGGUGUGCCCGCUGGGUGCACAUACACGAUCCUCACAGCGACCCCCGACAAGGUCCCGGCCAGCACCUUGCCCCUGCUUCUCAGCCCUGGCCUGAAGGGUUCCCUCCAACCCCAUCAGGACCUCCUGGGCUUGGGCCCGGGCAGGGUGAUUUUAAAACGUCCCCACGUGAUGCUGGUAUGCGGUCAAAGCCUCAGCCCCCGGGGCAGUGGAAAGACACCCCGCUGCGCCCCCAUCCCCAAGGACCCCGUCCCCAGCCGACCUCAGGCUCUCAGGCUCCAGCUGCUCUUUUCUUCUUCGCGGGCGUUGCACUCACCUGACCCGUGGUCACCCUUCUUCUCUGUGACCUCGACUCCUGUCACUGAAGAAGAACCUGCACGCUCCUUGUCCACAUGCACCUGCUGUUCAGUGUCCCUAGAUGCCCCCCCCUCCCCAGACCCCUUGUAGAACUCACACCUCCCUCCACGGCCCUGGCCCAGAGUGUCCCCCACUCAGAGACUCACUACCCACCCCCCUCCAUGAUGCCAUGAAGCAAAUCUCAAACUCCUGACCAUGGCAUCCACAUGUUUGGGUAGAUCAUUGAUAUUUAACCAGACAAAUACAAAAUGUAACUAAAAUGAGAGCCAGCAAGCUUUUUUUUUUUUUAACUUGGCACUCUUUGUUUAUGGUGGACCGUCCCCAUGGAAACUGGGGAUAAAAAUAGCUGGCCUGUGUGUGUACCUGGUAAGGUUGUGAUGAGCACACGGGACACUACGAAUGUCCUUAUCCAGGAAGCUGUUGAAUCGCUGAGCUGGGCACUCCCUCCAAGGCCCAAGCCUCAUCGACGGGCUUCGAAACGGAGGUGUCGGUGUUUGGGAGACUCCCCAGCUCCCAUCCUGCUCCCAUCCUUCCAGAUAGCCUCUCUGCUGGCAUCUAGGCAGCCAGGCUGGAAGCCUGUGCUCACUUCUCGUCCGACCCGAGCUCGCCCCACAUGGGGCCACGGCCGCUUGGAAAACUCUCUUUUCUUGGGGCCCCCUGUUCUAUGAAACGGGUUGAUUGUGUCUCCUCCCGUGGCUCCUGCUUCUGUCAGCUUGUGGAAGGGGUCUCGGGUGCCCAGGAGUGGCCUUUGCACACAGUGCCCCUCCCCCACAACGCCUGUGAUUUAUCCCUUGACUGUGAGCUCCUGGAGGGCAGAGGCCACGUUUUA